Messenger RNA from Phytophthora infestans T30-4, 334 nucleotides. RefSeq lists its product as uncharacterized. The transcript has a single exon. NCBI's taxonomy places the organism in Eukaryota, Oomycota, Peronosporomycetes, Peronosporales, Peronosporaceae. The coding region runs from base 1 to 225 and encodes 74 amino acids. The record is from RefSeq and is a predicted model, not a curated record.
AUGGCUGAAAGUUUCACCGUUCAAGACCACUUCGUGGAGCUGGGAUACACCAUCGAUGAUUCCACCAAGGGCCCGAUAUCCCACCAAUGCCGCGGGUGCGGAAAAAAGUAUCGCCUGAUCGACAUUUUUCGUAAGAAAAAAAACAAGCCUCAGCAAGUCGAGGGCGAGGAAGCACUACAAGGUGUGCAAGGGCAAGAAAACGUCGAAGGUCAAGGAACCCUCUAAGUCCAAGAACCCGCGUUUCCAGGACCAUACAUUUUCUUCGAAAGCGAAGUGUGUGACGAAUUAAUGAGGGUAGCCUAGUUUUAUUAAAAACGAUAAUAAAACAACUACA